AUGAUGACGUGCCGUCUGCUGUGCGCCCUGUUGGUUCUCGCCCUGUGCUGCUGCCCAUACGUGUGCAUGGCAAUCCCUGAGAAGGCUCCAAUUCCCGAAGUUCAAGUUGAUGGUAAAGACUCCGGUCAAUUGUCUCAUACAGCUGGAGGAACACGAGUCACGACGCUCGGUGAGCCAGGUUCGACAGUUCCGGGGCCGGUUGCUGAACUGGGAAGCGAAGGCGGAGAUGGUAGAGUUGCGCCCGAUUCACACCCGCAACCAAGUGCUGCUCCCAAUAAGUUACAAGGAAAGGUUACGAAUGAUAAGAAAAAUACAGAAAGUGGCACGAGUUCGUCCGCAGAACAAAGAAAUAAGAGUGAAGAAGAUUCCGCCCAGAAGACCACGACGACCACGGCUACACAGGCAACAACCACGACUACUACUACCACAACCACUACCACUACGACUACAGAGGCGCCAACUACAACGACCACCCGCGCACCGUCACGUCUUCGCGAAAUCGACGGCAGCCUCAGCAGCUCUGCGUGGGUGUGUGCCCCGCUGCUGCUCGCCGCAUCCGCGCUGGCGUACACCGCUGUGGGCUGA
This is a messenger RNA of Trypanosoma cruzi, 585 nucleotides long. RefSeq names its product mucin TcMUCII, putative. Lineage: Eukaryota; Euglenozoa; Kinetoplastea; Trypanosomatida; Trypanosomatidae. The transcript has a single exon. The record is from RefSeq and is a predicted model, not a curated record. Bases 1 to 585 code for a protein of 194 amino acids.